AUGUUGCUAGAUUGGUCUGGGCGUUUAGAAAAGGCUCAUGGUGUUUUUGAGAAAUUUGCGCUCUGGGUAGGUUUUUCACUAUAUCCUACAUUUAGGGAGCUUUUGGCAGCUUUUCUUACAUAG
Messenger RNA from Dentiscutata erythropus, 123 nucleotides. NCBI's taxonomy places the organism in Eukaryota, Fungi, Glomeromycota, Glomeromycetes, Diversisporales, Gigasporaceae. The record is from the annotation of a GenBank genome assembly.